Lingula anatina is the source of this 1005-nucleotide messenger RNA. RefSeq names its product arylsulfatase I-like. The record is from RefSeq and is a predicted model, not a curated record. Gene Ontology annotation, molecular function: sulfuric ester hydrolase activity. Lineage: Eukaryota; Metazoa; Brachiopoda; Lingulata; Lingulida; Lingulidae.
UUGCCACGUACAUCUACACCGAUGUGGCCAAGGACAUUAUUAAGAAACACGAUGCUGAUAAACCGCUUUUCCUAUAUGUCGCCUUUCAACUUGUGCACGAACCUCUAAAAGUACCCAAGAAAUACGAGGAACUCUAUGACGGGGUCGUACCGGAGGGCGUCAGGAAAAUAUACUUGGGAAUGGUAUCUGCGUUAGACGAGGCUGUAUCCGAGGUGAUGGGCUCGUUGGCACAGCAAGGAAUGCUUGACAACACUGUGAUCGUAUUUUCGUCCGACAAUGGCGGUGCCCCAGACGUGGGUGCUGACAACGGCCCUUACAGGGGCAUCAAGGGGUCUCUCUGGGAAGGUGGGAUAAAAGUGCCAGCCUUUGUAUGGAGUAAACUGCUACAGAAACCGGGAAGAACCGCUCGUGACCUCAUUACCAUCACAGACUGGUGUCCGACAUUGCUCGGUUUAGCGGGAGUCCAGGUGGAAGGGGUUGAAGCGAUGGACGGAUUCGAUGUAUGGGACGUGUUGAGCAAAGACCACCGCGGAACGAGAGUGGAAAUUAUCCAUGAAUUAGUGUCCCCACCAUCAUUUAUUCCAAGACGUGGCAAGGAACUGUACAACGACACCUUUGACACAUCAUUGAGAGCCUCUUUACGGCAGGGAGAUUGGAAAAUCAUCACUGGAACUCCAGCUUUUCUCUUGGCCUAUACCGAGGAUGGCGAACCUGUUGGAUUGGAUAUUAUAGGUGUGGACCCCAACAUUCAAAACGUUUCUUUGAAUAAAAACGUAUGGCUCUACAACAUUACUAAAGAUCCGUAUGAAGUCAAUGACGUAGCAGACAAGAACCCAGGCGUAGUGCGCCACCUAUUGGACAGACUGGAAGCAAUCCGCCAGAUGGCACCAUCUACAAUGUUUCCACCACCGGACCCAGCCCUGUAUUCUAAGUUCCACAAUGGUGCUUGGGCUCCAGUUGACGUUCCUGAUAAAAUAACGUAGGGAGCCGAAGUAAGAUAACUCU